GGCGAUUACCGCCAUUACGCUCCAACUUCAUUGUUCAUUAGACAUACAUACAUUCGACACAGAAAAUACAGAAUAAUCCCUUACGCCUCAUUUCAGAAACCAGAGUAAACUUAUUUGACUAGGAAGCGGUCAUCCCUCUAUAUAAACUUAGGGGCUUAUACCAGUCACCUUUGUGACCGUUUCAACUCACUAAUAUUCUUUCGAUACACUGCUAGUCUUCAUCUAUAACCUUGAAGUCUUUGGUGUAACUCAUCCAUAAGAACAGUUACGAUUUCACUACUUUUUUUUACAAAGGUUUCAACCCUAGAAAUUACUUUGAGCUAUGCAGAAUAAUUCAUCCCGUCCCCUCGCGGCCCGCGCGUCGGCCCAAGUCCACACGCCUACCCAAUCCCAAUCCUUUAGUGGAAACGCCUUCACCCCUGAUUCCAUUGAAGGCAAAACUAUCCACUGGAACGACAAGAGAUCUAGAGAGGAAUUUGAACUAGCACGAGCUAAGCUUUCCGAUCAGAUGUUUAAUAUCAGAGACUACGAAGACCCUCUUCUACCACGUCAAAUCCCUCCGUCACAGUACUACCCUAAGGGAGUUACCGCAGAGACAGAAACACGUCUGUUAAAACUUAUUGCUGACGUAAAGGACUCUUCCACUAAAACGUCGUGAAUACAGCGAGUCAGAGUUGACCGUGGUAGAAUACCUAAGACUCAAAGAGAUUCACAUAGCAUUCAACAUUCAAGAACACAUUAGUCUACAUAAAGCUACGUUGAACUAUAGAUACGUCCUAAGAAGCUUGUGAACUCUUAAGUUAGUCACCAGCAAAGAGAAAUACCAUGUGUUGUCCUCCAGGGCAUUAGAAUUUGCCACACGAUCUUCUUUGUCGAAAGACAAUCUAUUGUUGUUUAGGAACAAAGCGAAAUUGGAACGCUUUCAACCAAAAAAUCAAGUAGCUAGUGAACCCGUGAGCUGAGGAAUCUGACCUGUAGUAUUUCGACUGAUUAAAUACUCACCUAGGUGGCAACCUGAGUCACCGUAUGAAUAUUGGACAUUGCUAGGUUACUCGGAUUUCCCGAAUCACCAUAUGCUCUUACAUUUCUAAUUUGCUUUCUUGGAUAUAUUUGGUCCAUAGCACAUCUAGGAGCACAACGUAUUAUAUAGUUUGUUGGCCAUAUUAAUUUCAGAUGUACUCAGGUACAUGUUCAUAC
Messenger RNA from Hypoxylon trugodes, 1197 nucleotides. RefSeq lists its product as uncharacterized. The transcript is spliced from 3 exons. The record is from RefSeq and is a predicted model, not a curated record. Lineage: Eukaryota; Fungi; Ascomycota; Sordariomycetes; Xylariales; Hypoxylaceae. Bases 323 to 658 code for a protein of 111 amino acids.